GCCACCGCCCGCCGCCAGUCAGCGCUCCGCCGGCGACGCGCUCACACGUCACGGUACGCUCCGCCCGCAGGACGCAGUGAAUGAGUGAACACACUACACACCCAGCAUGUUGCACGAGACGUGGCCCAUCGCGUGCCACAAGACCGAGACCUUCGAGCUGGACGCCUUGUUCGCAGAAGUCAACAACAACUAUUUAAAAGAGGGCGAGGCGGAGUGCGGCGCGGAGGGCAGCGGAGACGCGGAGAGCCCGCCCCCCCUGCCGCCGUUCGGCUACGCCCACCCGGGCGCGCUGUCGCCGUCCCACUCGCGCAGCUACCAGGAGCUGCGGCCGGCGGCACACGCGCGCGACAUGCAGGCCUACGCGCACCUCGAGGAGGUGUUCAAGCCGGGCACGCCGGGCGCCGGCUCCACGGACGGCGUGUACCUGCGCCGCAGCAGCCCCGACCUCAGCCCCUCGCCGGAGCGCCGCGACGACUUCCGCGCCGUGCACUACGACCAGUACCCGCCGGCGCCCGCGCCGCCGCCCUACUCCCACGACCAUCACCAUCACGUCGACGGUAGCGGUGGAGGAGGCGGGGGCGGUACUGUAUACUCACGCUGCGCGUACGCAGCUGGAUCACCUUACUUCGGUAAUGGCGCCGAGAUCGCCACACAACCUCAAAUAUGGAACUCUAGUGCAGGCGGCUCGCCCAGCUACGGAGGCUCGGGCGGCGGCGUGGUGCUGGGCGAGGAGUACGCAGAGGGCGCGGGGGGCGCGGAGGGCGCGGGCGGGGGCUCGCUGCCCGCCUUCAGCGCGCGCUUCGGCGGCGCCUUCGCGUGCGCCACCUCGCGCCCCAACACCGUGUACGGCGCCGCCGUGCCGCCCUACUCGCACCAGGAGGUGUGGAACUUGGAAAGUAAUCGUCGACCACAGCUGUCCGCUGCUGCCAGUCUCUCUGCCAUCGACGUGGCGGAGUUUUUCACGGAGGGGCGUGAGUGCGUGAACUGCGGCGCCAUCCACACGCCGCUGUGGCGUCGCGACGGCACCGGCCACUACCUGUGCAACGCGUGCGGGCUCUACAACAAGAUGAACGGCAUGAACCGGCCGCUGAAGCAGCCGCGGCGGCUGGUACGUCAGCGCGUCGCCGCGCCGCACGCGCCCGCGCACGCGCACGACAUGGGCACCAAGCGGCCGGGCAUGUCGUGCACCAACUGCCAGACCACGACCACGUCGCUGUGGCGCCGCAACUCGCUCGGCGAGACCGUCUGCAACGCGUGCGGCCUCUACUACAAGCUGCACAACAUCAACCGCCCGCUCGCCAUGAAGAAGGAUUCCAUACAGACAAGGAAGCGAAAACCGAAGAACAGCAUAAAAGCGGAGCGAAGUAUCAAGACUGCUGUGCAGCGCACCAUCACGUCCGGCGUCAAGAUCGAGAAUCUGUUGGAGACUGGCUCGGGCGGCGGCAGCGGCGCGCGCUCUCCGCUGGCGCUCAACUACUACGUGCAGCCGCACCCGCUGAAGCUGGAGGAGCCGCCGCCGGCGCACAGCGCGCACGGCCCGCACGCGCCGCACGCGCCGCACGCGCCGCACGCGCUGCCGCACGCGCACGCCGCGCACCCGCACGCCGCGCACGCGCACGCGCUCUACGACGACGAGUACCGGCGCUCCGCCGACGAGCGCGUCGAGCGCCCCACCGUCGUGUCGCUGGGCAGCUGAGCGAGGCGCCGCCACCUCGCCCUAUAGAAUCUCAGUUGUUAGGUACGUUAGCUAGGACUUAGUGUAGGAAGCGCGAGCGACGAGUCGCUGCUAGUUUACCAAAUACGGAGGCGCCGCCUCGCGACGAUGUACUGCGUGCCACGAGUUAACUGUGUGUUCCCACUGUUACCAAAUAAUAAUUAUGUAUAAUAAUAAGCGAUGAGACUGUAUCUAAAUCAUUCCUAAAGUGUUGCAUUCCUAGGUAGAUAGCUUAUAUGUUCAUAUUAUACAUUAUUGUAAAGAGUACUAUGCUGAUGUUAAAUUAAGAGGCUGUUUUAAAUGGAAACAGCGAAAAUUAUAUUUCUAUGUUGAAUUAUUAAAUUUAUAUUUUUGUAAUUGUAAAAUAUUAUUAUGCUAAGGUGCGCACUCACAUGCUCUCUCAAAGACUUAAUGAAAUUUGAAAUUCUGUGGCAUAAUAUUAUGAUAGUUUGAUACUAGACGUUAGUGUUAAUUGAUCGGAUCAGGUGGUUCGUUGAAUACUACUUGCGUCGGUUAUUCAUGAAAAUAGUAGGCCCAUUGUUAAUGAUUUGAAAGUAGUUAACCCAUACACGCAUAUUUAUCCGGAUUUUCCGAUAAGUUAUACGCGUGUGCAAUGAAGUUAUAGGUAUAUUCAUAGAUUAUCCGUAGGUUCUCGUUACAACAUUAGCUGCUGGUGGUCGUCAUCAUCAGGUUGCAAGAGCAUGUAAGUGCGCAUCGCGUGCACAUCUAGUAAAAGUAUAGAUUACCUAGAUAGAUAGUAUAGAAUAUCGUUGACUCCAUGACUUCACGACACAUUCCCCGAAUACGAUAGCUCGUAGGAGAGCCGCGGGCCCUCCUGCGCGAUAGUUAAGCGGAACGCAUAGAUCUGAGAGACCUCUCUAAUGCUAAAAUCCGAAUUAUAUUAUAUUAAUGUUAACAAAAAUAAAUAAUAAAUGUAAUUUUAUGUUUUUUUUUAUAUUAUGUCGACUAUUGUUGCAUGUUAUAUGAAAGUAAUAUAUAAAUCUCAUAAUGUUGAUGGAGUACACGCGAAGCUGUCGUGUGUGUCGUGGCUUGCGGCUGCGCAGCGCCCGGCACUCGGCGACGAAUAUUAUAUUUACGUUUGUAAUACAUAAGUGUAGAUAUAUAUAAUGAUGUUACGGUAUUUAUGUGUUGUAGUUACUGUAGCGCGUUGUCGGACAAGCGUCAAUGAGGUAAACAUGUAACUUUGUAAAUAGUAAAUACUUAAGCGAUCAGAAGUACACCACGAAUUAAAUCAACUUAAAACUGA
Trichoplusia ni (cabbage looper) is the source of this 2981-nucleotide messenger RNA. RefSeq names its product transcription factor BCFI-like (gene Gata-beta). The coding region runs from base 107 to 1696 and encodes 529 amino acids. The record is from RefSeq and is a predicted model, not a curated record. Gene Ontology annotation, biological process: cell fate commitment; positive regulation of transcription by RNA polymerase II; negative regulation of transcription by RNA polymerase II. The transcript has 9 exons. NCBI's taxonomy places the organism in Eukaryota, Metazoa, Arthropoda, Insecta, Lepidoptera, Noctuidae. Gene Ontology annotation, molecular function: RNA polymerase II cis-regulatory region sequence-specific DNA binding; DNA-binding transcription factor activity, RNA polymerase II-specific; zinc ion binding.